AUGGCCAACCAACGCGUACAAUCCUCCUUCAUAGCCUUUCUCAAACAUCCGUUCGUCCAAACGUUCACAUGGUGUUAUAUGCUGUUUCAAGCUGUCAUCAAUUGGUUCUUUGCACCCGUUCCUCCUCCUCCCAAGUCUAUGGCCGAUGGCCUCCCAAAGAAGAGAGUGGCCAUCAUCGGUGCUGGUCUAACCGGCGUAUCUUCCGCGGCCCACUGUGUCGGUCAUGGCUUCGAUGUGCAGAUUUUCGAAUCCCGGUCCAAGGAGAAAGGAUUGGGUGGGAUUUGGAGCAGAGUGAACUCCACUUCAUCCCUGCAAAUCCACAGCAUCAUGUACCGUUUCCACCCCUCAGUCAGAUAUGAUACGGCCUAUCCGACUCAAGGUGAAAUACGCGACCAAAUCAUUGACCUCUGGGAGCGAUAUGGCCUGGGAAAACGGACCGUGUUCGACACCCCCGUCACGUCGGUCAAACAAGCUAAGAAUGGAAAAUGGAUCAUCAACGAUGACCCAAACAACUACGGUCUUUUUGACGGGGUCAUCGCCGCUGUAGGCGUCUGCGGAGACCCAAAGAUGCCGCCCCUCCCUGACCAAGAGCAAUUUAAGGGUCGUAUCUUCCACUCGUCCAACUUGGAUGGCAAAGAUGUCAAGGGCAAGCGGGUCCUCAUUGUCGGAGGAGGUGCCAGCGCCAUUGAAGCAUUGGAAUUCGCAGUCAAGUCAGGCGCCUCGGAGAUUGACGUCCUAUCACGAUCAGAUAAAUGGGUCAUCCCACGCAACGUUCUGGUGCAGUCUUUGCUUGCCUGCAACAUUUUCGGGCAGGAAACCAUGUUGUCGUGGAUUCCCGAGUGGCUGCUGCAUAAGUUCUUCUAUCGAGACCUAGAGGACAUCGCGCCCUCGGGUGGUCUCUUCACACAAACUCCCAUGGCCAAUUCUGAGCUCUUCGAGCAGAUCCGCAAAGGUAACGCGCGCUGGCUUCGCGGGGACAUCGUUUCCGUCAAGGAAAACGGCAUCCUCUUCAACCAUCGGUCCAAAGGAGUGCCCAAGGGUGGCCCCGGACAUGAAUCCGUCGUGCCAGGAGACGUCGUCAUCAUGGCAACCGGGUUCAAACGGCCUUCCCUCUCCUUCCUGCCGAACGAAGUGUUUGAAGAACCUUAUGCUCCGCCCAGCUGGUAUCUCCAAGUGUUCCCUCCUAAACAUACAAGUAUCUGUGCCAACAAUAGUACCUAUGUGAACGCCAUUGGAACCGUGGGUAACAUGCACAUCGGAAUCUACACCCGCUUCCUCCUCAUGUUCCUCACCGACCCUCUCACGCGGCCGACCGAGGGCCGGAUGAAGACUUGGAUUGAUUUCACCCGGUUCAUGAAGCGGUGGUCCCCCACUGGUGCGUUUGACUUUUUCACCUAUGCUGAACUCAUCUACUGGUUUGUCUUCGUGCUCCUGGUGAACCCCUUCCGGUGGAAGUGGGCGCCGUUCAUCCUAUUUGGCCUGGGACGGGGCCUCCCACUGGAGGUCGUCAAACAUGAAGAGGCAUUCCGGGAUCAGUUAAGAAAGCAGCAUCAGGGUUAG
Aspergillus terreus NIH2624 is the source of this 1560-nucleotide messenger RNA. Its product is annotated as flavin-containing monooxygenase. The transcript has 2 exons. NCBI's taxonomy places the organism in Eukaryota, Fungi, Ascomycota, Eurotiomycetes, Eurotiales, Aspergillaceae. Gene Ontology annotation, molecular function: flavin adenine dinucleotide binding; N,N-dimethylaniline monooxygenase activity; NADP binding. The coding region runs from base 1 to 1560 and encodes 519 amino acids. The record is from RefSeq and is a predicted model, not a curated record.